Molecule: messenger RNA, 1484 nt
Organism: Chrysochloris asiatica (Cape golden mole)
Lineage: Eukaryota; Metazoa; Chordata; Mammalia; Afrosoricida; Chrysochloridae
Gene: ADAMTSL1
Product: ADAMTS-like 1
Exons: 8
Coding region: 47-1423 (458 amino acids)
Biological process (GO): extracellular matrix organization
Cellular component (GO): extracellular matrix
Molecular function (GO): metalloendopeptidase activity
Source: RefSeq, a predicted model, not a curated record
CAAGAGACCACACAUGUCGCCUGGUUCACCUGCCUGUGUUUAGCUGAUGGAUUUCUUUUUCUUCCUAGGUGUACCUGAAGCUGAAGUCACUUGGUUCAGGAAUAAAAUCAAACUGGCUCCUCCUCAUCAUCCUCACGAGGGCUCCUUGCUACUCACAGAUGUGUCCUCCUCAGACCAAGGCCUGUACUCCUGCAGGGCGGCCAAUUUGCACGGACAGCUGACUGAGAGCACACAGCUACUGAUCCUUGACCCCCCUCAAGUCCCCACACAGUUGGAAGACAUCAGGGCCUUGCUUUCAGCCACUGGACCGAACCUUCCUUCAGUGCUGGCGUCUCCUCUGGGAACACAGCUGGUCCUGAAUCCUGGGAAUUCCGCUCUCAUUGGCUGCCCCAUCCAAGGUCAACCCACCCCCAAUAUCACCUGGUUCCAUGGAGGCCAGCCAGUUGCCAAUGCCACAGGACUGACGUAUCAUAUCUUGGCAGAAGGACAGAUUCUUCAGAUUGCAAAUCUUAGUGGUGGGGCUCAAGGGGGAUUCAGCUGCCUUGCUCAGAAUGAGGCAGGGACGUUCACGCAGAAGACUUCUCUAGUGAUCCAAGAUUACUGGUGGUCUGUGGACAGAUGGGCCACCUGCUCAGCUUCCUGUGGUCACAGGGGUGUCCAGCAGCCCCGCCUGAGAUGCCUUCUGAACAGCACAGAGGUCAGCCCCACUCACUGCGCAGGGAAGGUGCGCCCGGCCGUGCAGCCCAUCGCCUGCAACCGGAGGGACUGCCCUUCUCGAUGGAUGGUGACCUCUUGGUCUGCCUGCACCCGGAGCUGCGGGGGAGGCGUCCAGACGCGCCGAGUGACCUGUCAGAAGCUGAAGGCUUCUGGGAUCUCCACUCCCGUGCCCAAUGACAUGUGCAUCCAGCUUGCCAAACGGCCUGUGGAUACCCAGGCAUGUAACCAACAGCUCUGUGUGGAGUGGGCCUUCUCCAGCUGGGGCCAGUGCAAUGGGCCAUGCAUUGGGCCUCACUUAGCCGUGCAGCACAGGCAGGUCUUCUGCCAGACUCGGGAUGGCAUCACCUUACUGUCGGAGCAGUGCAGCGCCCUGCCAAGGCCCGUGAGUACCCAGAACUGCUGGUCUGAGGCCUGCAGCGUUCACUGGAGGGUCAGCCUGUGGACCCUGUGCACUGCGACCUGUGGUAACUACGGCUUCCAGUCACGGCGUGUAGAGUGUGUGCAUGUUCGCACCAACAAGGCAGUGCCUGAGCACCUGUGCUCCUGGGGCCCCCGGCCCGCCAACUGGCAGCGUUGCAACAUCACCCCAUGUGAAAACAUAGAGUGCAGAGAUACUACCAGGUACUGCGAGAAGGUGAAACAGCUGAAACUCUGCCAACUCAGCCAGUACAAAUCUCGCUGCUGUGGAACUUGUGGCAAAGCUUGAAGACAGGGCGUGGGGAAGAAUGCUGCCCUGGCUACACUAAGGACUCACGCAAUCCCAUUGG